AUGGUAGGCUCUGCCAGACAGCUAUCCAAACAAUUCAAGCUUCGAGCUGUGACAUGCAAUCUCUCAAAGCCUGCUGCCCAAGCCUUGCAGGGGCGAGGAGUUGAGGCCGUCAAAGGAGACCUGUAUGACAAAGAAUUACUCAAGGAUGCUCUCAGAGAUGCACACACUGUUUUUGGGCCCACUUUCACGAGUUUUGACGACAGUCUCUAUGCUAAAGAAAUCACUCAAGGCAAGCAUCUAGCAGGCGCAGCCCUCGACGCAGGUGUCCAGUAUAUCAUAUUCACCACUUUAUGCCACGCAGGUAAUGUCUGCAAUGGUAAAUAUCAAGAUUUGGACCUCUUCAACGUCAAGGCCGACAUCGAGAAAUACAUUCGCUCUCUCUCCAUCAAGAGUGCCUUUUUCGCACCAAGCAUGUUUUAUCAAGACUUCUACAUGUUUUAUUUGAGUCCUCACCCCCAAGACGAUGGAACUUUUGCGAUAUUCGACGUAGUCUCUCCUCAGAGCGUGUUUCCGUUUUUCGAUGUAGGCGACACGGGCAAGUUUGUGGGCGCAGUGUGCAGUAGCAGAGCUCCAUACAUUUGA
This is a messenger RNA of Lobosporangium transversale, 582 nucleotides long. RefSeq names its product NmrA-like domain-containing protein. Bases 1 to 582 code for a protein of 193 amino acids. The record is from RefSeq and is a predicted model, not a curated record. The transcript is spliced from 2 exons. Lineage: Eukaryota; Fungi; Mortierellomycota; Mortierellomycetes; Mortierellales; Mortierellaceae.